AAGAACUUCCUCAAUGUAGAAUCAGUGUGCUGGUAAGCCAACAAACAUGUCUUAUGUGGACACUCUGCGGCAGUGGGACAAAGCUGUAACUUGUGCCGACAGACAGGAAUGGUCAGAAGCCCUCUGCAUUUUCUUAUCCAUUCAAGAACCAAAUUCCAAAAUUUACUUUGACAUUGGUUGCCUUCAUCUUCUGAACCAAGACUUGGAUGAUGCUGAAAAGGCGUUUGACUGCAGCAUUCGCAAGGAUGAGCAUUUGGCAGUUGCCUUCUUUCAGAGGGGAAUGACAUUUUACAAAAAGAAAAGGUAUGAGGAGAGUUCAGCUGAUUUCCAGAGAGCCUUUAAAGCUCUGAGGGGUAACCAGCUGAUCGAUUACAAAGCACUAGGUCUCAGAUACAUCCUAUAUGCCUGUGAGGUUCUCCACAAUCUUGCCCUGGCUGAAGCUAAGCUGGGUAGCUGGGAAAAGGCCCAGGAAAACCUGGUCAAGGCACUGGACUACAAGACAGAUGCCAAGCUCAGCCUCAUCGACAGGGCUCUGCAGUCAACCCUGAAACAAAAGCUUUUCAAACCGGUGGAAUUCCCUUUGAAAAUGCUGUUUAGACCAAACAAGCACUAUGUGGCUGAGCUGGAGAAAAAGGACUACCUGGGCAAAGCUAAGGUUGUUUCCUCUGUGGUUCCACAAGAUGAGUUCUCUGGGUUUGCCCCGCUACAACCGCAGGUCGAAGAUGGUCCAACUUCUCCAAAAGAACCAGAAGUUUUGAGAGCUCUACAAGGAGAACCACACACCGUGCUGUUUGAGUUUGACCCUGAGACCAGUGAUGAGUUGGCUGUUGUGCCAGGAAACAUUGUGUUUGUGCUGCAGAAGGGUGACGACAACUGGGCCUACGUGGUCUUCAAUGAAAGAAGAGGACUUGUUCCUUACAAUUACCUAGAGCGUUUGGAAAUUUCCUUGGCUUCAAAUCAACACAAGGGUUUAGCCAGACCUCUGAGUCAAGAACCACCAACCAGACCUGAGAGGAAAGGUCUCACUCCAGUGGAGAGCAGCAGUGGGAGAACUCCGCAGGUGGUCCAGCCAACAGACAGCUCAUAUACAGUCAAAAUCCAUUUCACAUUCAACUUUGCGGUUUCCGUACCGCGUGGGUCUCCGUAUGUGGUACUGAUAGGAAAAGUCAGCAAGAAGUUAAAUCUUCCUCCUACUGCUAUCUCUUUGAGCUGUGAUGCAAAUGGGAAAAGUGUAAUUGACGCCAACACAGACAUGAAGGAUGUGUGGAGACGUGCCAGUGGUGGACACAUCACCUUAUGGUGUACCACCACAGAGCCCCAGAAAGAGAUUCACUUCGUAGCUCUUCACUCCUACAAGUCCUCCAAUCCAGAAGAUCUGAACUUCCAAGAGGGUGAUAUGAUCAAACUGCUCUCCAGAGUCAAUCAGGACUGGUUUGAAGGGCAGUCUAAUGGGAACACUGGAAUAUUUCCUGCAGCCUUUGUUGAAGAACUUCCUGGGAACAAACUGUAACACCUGAAAAUGCAUCAAGUUUUUUUGUUCUUGCUGAGCAGAACAUCUCCUGCAGGAGUCAUAAUAUACACAACCACCAAUCAGAACCAUCUAUUUAAAUGUUACAUCUAUGAUUUAUUGAUGUUUUUUUAAAAAACAUUUGCAAACCGUUUUUCACAAAUGUUUAAUAAUCACGUAAAAAUUAAAUACAUCCAGUAGUUAGAAGGUGUAAACUUUAUACUUGGUUUAACUGUUAAUAAAUAAUCUAGGGAA
Messenger RNA from Nothobranchius furzeri (turquoise killifish), 1762 nucleotides. RefSeq names its product neutrophil cytosolic factor 2 (gene ncf2). NCBI's taxonomy places the organism in Eukaryota, Metazoa, Chordata, Actinopteri, Cyprinodontiformes, Nothobranchiidae. The record is from RefSeq and is a predicted model, not a curated record. Gene Ontology annotation, molecular function: protein binding; superoxide-generating NADPH oxidase activator activity. Gene Ontology annotation, biological process: superoxide anion generation.